AUGAAGGCAUCUUUUCAGACAGGUAUUUUUAGACACCAUGUACCUGUACCACAAAGGAUAGCCGGAUUCCAAUGCCCUGGUGUAUAUGCACUUAUUAACACAGGUGAUUACACCAAAGCAGCGGAAAUUAUGAAAAAAUCUAAUAUUCCUUUUAGUCAAGCAUAUCUUUUCUUGUCAAGCUAUCCAGACGCGCUUUCUGAAUAUCUUCGUAUCAACGCUUUGGACAAAUCUUUACCAGAUAAACAACGUGUUAUUUAUGCAAACUCUUAUGUAUCAUUAUACACGCCAAUUUUGUACGCAUUGAAGAAGACAGAUUCCUACGCAACCGCCAAGGCCAACUUUAUUAGUUUUCUCAUUGAUAAUCAAAUACUUCAGAAAUUUGUCAGCAAAAGCGUCAUCGUAGACUCACUUACACAAUGUAAUCUUCUUGAUGUUCUCCAGGACAUCUAUUUGGCGCUCCAAGAUUGGGAAAAUUACAUCAAAUAUUACUUGGAAGUUCAAGGUACGUCGAAGAUCUCAGUUUCGACGUGGCGGAAGCUCACAUCAUACAUUGCCAAAAUACCAGAAAUGAAUAUCCGUCAAAAAAUCUUCAAACUCUUCCCAAGAUCUCAACAAAAAGAUCUUUUGAGGCAUUGGAAGGAAUUAGACCUCAAAAGAGUUCUCAGUGUUGGUGCUGAUCAAGCAAUACGUCCUAUCUUCCCAUUACUACUUGAUUUCGUCUUUGAAGAGCCAUCAGAUAUUUCAUUACCCGAAAUUGUUCAGCCGAUCUUCGAAGACUUGUUGAUUGACCGCUACCAUGGUCUAAACAGCCCACAGUACACAACUCUCUACUUAGUUCAUUUAGUUCGUACAGAAAAUUUGUCGAAAUUAAAUGAUUUCUUCAAAACUUCGACAUUUAAUACCGGAAACCAAUUCUUUUCACAGUUUUGGAUGGGUGUAAAGGUAUAUCUACUCAACUUAACCAUCAAAACUGAUAAAAGCCAUGCAAAUCGAAGAAAAUAUUUCAAAAAGACGAUUGAACCCUCAAAAACAGCGAUAAAAGUACAAAUAGAGGAAGUAGAGACACAAACACAAGUCAAGAAGACCAAAUCUACUGUUUUACAAGCAGUAAAUUUGGCAAAUAUCUUUUCAAUUUUCUCCAAGAAGAAAGAGAACAAGAAUCAGAAGGAUAAUGAAGAGGAAGAAGACAAUGAUGAUGAUUUCAUGGACGAUGAAGAGGAAGAACAAUGCGAAACAGGAUAUUUGAAAUUACAAAUUGCCCAAGAUACGGAAAACAAUCAUAUCGAUAUCAGAUACAAUCCUAUUGAGGCACUAACAGCACCAAUGCGUGAAUCUCCAAGCAAAAUCUCCAUCAGACUCAAACAAGAAACAGAAUCCGAAAUUUCUUCUGGAGAAGAUGACAUUUCGGAACUGGAAAGGUUCAAAGAGAAGUCAGAUGUAAGCGAAAGUGAAGCUCCGCCCCUCUAUUCAAGCUCAGAUCAAUCAGACGUCGAAUCUGAUAUUGAUAUUAAGCAGGAAGAAGAAGAAAUCAAGGAAAUGGAAACACCAGAAGACAUUGCUCCUGACUCCAAGCGUUACCAUACAAGUUCUUCUGAUUCUGAGCAUGAAGAUCAAAAUGAAGAAAAUAAUGAACAAGAUAAACCUCAAGAAGACAACAAAGAAGAUGAGGAACAGCCACAAGAUGCCCAGCAACAGCCCGAUUCAUCAAACGCGAUCAACAUAAUCAACGCAGAUAAGAAACACAAAGUCAGAACAGAAGAAGAAGAGCGCCAUCAUAAAGAGAGGGCCAGAUUACGUAAGAUCGCAGCUAAGGUAAGUGACCAAUUCGAAAAGGAUACUUACAAACCAUUAUUAAAUUACGGAAUUGAGCUUAACUCCCAUGCAUCCAACACAUAUUCCUUAUCAAUAUCCUACGCUGUUGACAAAUCCCUCAUAGAAGGUUCUCUUCAGCCACUUAUCUCAUUAAUUGAAGGACCAUUAGCCGAAAGAUUCAAAUUCGAAGAGGACAAAUCGGAGUUAAAGGAAUGUUGGAUGAGAAUAAUCUCUUCCGUUUACGAAUUAUACACAAACCAAGUCAGAUUUGAUGCAUUGGUCGAUAUUCCAGGAAUUUCGUACCUUGUACGCAAUCUUUCGGAGUUAAUGUGGAAUCCGAACGUCGACGUCUCCAAAAACUGGAAAGAAAACAUCAACAUGAUUAUUUCGGAUAUCGAUGAAGUGAAAUUUUACAAUACAAUGCUUAAAGCCAACCCAGAACAGCGUAAAAUCUUCAUUUCCAUCCUUAUCUCCUUGGACGAAGCCAACAUUAAACAAGGAAAAUUCGAUAAGCAGUUUGAUGACUUAAUUUCCAAGAAUGACAGCAUCGGCAACAUGGCGAAUGAUUUCAAGAACUGCACUGGCGAAGAAACCCUUGUUGCUCUCCACGAGUACGUCAUAAAACAGAUCACUUCCGGUGAAAAAACAAGAGAAAUGUGGAUCACUUCACUUGACGAUUUACGACCAGCGCAACACAGAGCACUUUACAAUUUACCAAGCGAUGCUAGAGCGCAGAUCAUUUACUUGAUCAUCAAACAGUUCAACAAAGUAAAUGAUGAAAACAAGUUCUUGAAUUUAUUCAAACAAACCGUUUUGGAUUUCAAGAAUGAAACCAGGAAAUCCUACGAAAUCGCAGUGCAAAUGAAUGAUAAACACAAAUUCAUUUUGGCACAGAACUUGUUGACAUACAGACAACAAGGAAAUGAACCUUCUAAAUAUUGGUUCAACGCGAUAAAACAGUUUAUAAAUCAAGUUUACAACAUUGUAAAGUCUAUCGUCAAAUCAACUUCAGAAUUUGAGAUUAACUCUGUCCAAGAGACAGUCAUGAAGUUGAUGAACACUCCUUCUCUCUCAAAGUUCAAAGAACAGUUUGUAAACGAUGAAAUUGGUUAUCAAACAUUGUCACUUUUGGAUGAAACACAAGUCAUUGAAUUGGCAAAAAUUUUGGAUAAAAAAGUGGAAUUCAAUACUUAUAAAAGUGACAUGAAAUGGGAUGAGAGCAUCAAGUACAGGUGGAGCAAUGCCAUCAAGAUGUUAUACGAUGUAAAUACACAAAGAGUCCAAAAACUUUUGGAAAUUAUGCCAAAAUUCGAUGUCGGAUUUAAGAAAUUAAUUUUCGAAAAUUUGACAACGAAUAUUCCAGAGUUCAAAUACAAAUUUGAACAGAGAUUAAGAGAUUUGUUGCAUUCAUUUGGUCGUAUAACACGGCUCGAUCGAAAUAUCAUGCAAACAUUUCUCGGAAUUUUGAGAAAUCAAAAGAGAUUCAAAGUGAAAGAAAAUUGGGAUGAUGCUGUGAAGGAAUUCACCAAUUUGACAUCAAGACAAUACACGCAGAUAGCACAGAUAUUGCUUGGUUUCAACAACCAACUCGCUAUAGAUUGCGUAAGAUGCUUUGAAGAAGUUUACAAAGAUAAAAAUGAUGAAUCUCCUGAAAAAAGUGACGAAUUCAGAAAAAUGAUCAUUGAAAUUCUUCAAAAGAGAAUCGAGCCACUUCAGAAGAUCAAACUGAUUGAUCCUCACAUCACAGCAAUUUUUGGCGAACUUUAUUUGAAGAAUUCUUCCGAAAAAGAGUCAAAAACAGUUUUGUUGAUGACAAUUGAUGAUUUCAAGAAAUUCGUCAAGAUGAACAUCGAAGAACCCUUCAAGCAAAUCUCUAGUUACGAGAGUUUUGUCACUGAAAAAACUAAAGAACUCAUUUUGUCAGAUCCUGGCAGAUUCAAAGAAAAUUUCAAAGAAUUUGUCAAAGAAUUGACAACUCCUUACAAUUACGUUUAUGCCAUUGAUGAGAACUUAUUGAAGAUGGUUGUCCACAGGAUGCAGAAUUUAGAUCCAGAGAUCACAGAUCCUGCUUUACAAUUCAAAGUUCCAUUUAGAGAACUUCAAAAGCGAAUCAAAGAUGAAAUGAUUCCGAAAGUGAAGAAAUUCAUGGACAUUCCUGAUGAUUUAGUUCCUGAAGUUGUCAAAACCUUCAAUCUCAAUGAUUUUCAAUCACAAUUUGAUGCUUUAUACCAAAAACAAAGAUCAAAGAAGAAAGAUUUGUUGAAUCCAAUUAAAACUCUCGAUCCGAAAUUCAUGAGAAUGUUCAUUUUACUUUACUUGAAUCCAGCAAAUCCAGAACGCGAUAUCUUGAAGAGAUGGAAGUCAAUUGUUGACGGAACAUUGAACUAUCUCAAAGAAAGAUUGUUGCCGUUCAUUUCCAAAGUAAAGAAAAUCGAAAGAUACGCUGUUGACGAUCUACUUUACGCCUUCAAAAAUAUUAAAGAUAUUGAGAGGACGUCGAUUAAAUCUAUCGUCGAACAGAGUUAUACAAAUCGAUCUAACAGGUAUUACCACAUUUUCGAGAUGCAUCAAGACGUCAUUGAACAUUUCAGUUCCUACAUAAAACAAGGAAAAAGAACUGAAUUAACAUGGCAAAAUUUGUGUCUCGAAUAUCCGAAAGUUUACGAAGGAAUCAUCAAAGAAAUUGAUGUCCUUAAAGAACUCGAUGAAUCAACGAAAGAAACAGUUCAAUACUUCUUAAUGAAAGAUGGCCGACAAAUGCCAGAUCAAUGCAGAAUUUUCAUCAAUAAAUUGGCAACGGAUUUGUACGCAUUAGUCGGAAGAUUCGAAGUAGACGGUGUUUUAUUCCAAGGCGUUUCAUUGGACAACGGUGCAUUGAACAUCUUGAAAUACUACACAAUCUACGAUUACGAAGAUAAACCUGAAAAAUUGAUAAAAUGGAAAUAUGCAGUGUCACUUUUCGAAAAAACGGUUGUAGAAGUUUACGAAAGUGUUUCUAAGCAUUUGAAGUUGUUUGAUGACAGAAUGAUAGGAAUGUUCAAUAACUACAUGACUGCAACGAACUAUACCCAUAGUUUGUUCAUUUCUGACAUUUCAAAGAUGGUUGAUGAAUAUUCUUUGUUUUUGUCAACAGGAUCCGAAACUCUUAAGAUAUUAGAGACAUGUGUAAGUUCUGUUGCAAAAGAUGAAGAAGACGUCAACAAGAAAUGGAAUAUUAUGUUCCAAAUGUUCUCCCAGAAAAUGAAUCAAAACUACAUCGAAAAAGAUAAUAUUUUCGACCAAUUACAAAAAGUGCCAGUUUCUGUCCAACACAAAGUGAUUUUCUACCUCGAAGAUGUCUAUUAUUCAAUACAAUCAGUAUUCGAACAAUACUCAUUGACUGUUAAAGAACAAGUUUAUGAUAUGGAUCCGACGGUUAUGCACAUAGUCACUUCACAUUUCAAUCAUUUAAUUGAGGAUGAAGUGAACAAACAAAUCCAAGAAUUCCAGGCCAGUCAACAGCAGCAGAAAACACAGAACAUCAUCGAAGAACAAAUUGCUAAUCUAAAGAAGAAGAGAAGAGAAGGUGACAAAGAAGAAAAUAACGUACCAAAACCUGACAGACAAGUUACAUUGAAAGAAAACAAGAUUGAUUACAAGAAAUUAUCACUUUCUGUUUGGAAGAAAUUGUUUACAAAAGACGAUAACGAUCAAACCAACAUUUACCACUUGAUUUCGAGUAUUUCGAAGAGUGUUUUACCUUUCUCUAUUUCAAACAAACAGAAGCCAAUGCCGAGACAAGAUAUCAUCGCAAUUUUCGAUGCUUUUAAUACGAAAUUGUCACUUUUCAAAGAAAGGUUAAUUGCAAGUGGUAAAGAUUCAACAUUUUUGAGGGAUUUGCUUUGUUUAGAAGAUUCUGUUUUGAACUUCUUGUUGUCAAUAAUGAACAAAGUUACACAAGACACGAAACAAGUUAAAAUCAAAGAAAUAAAUGACAGAAAACUUGUUGAAAAGAGACAACUCGAAUUCGAAAACAGAAUGAAAGAAAUCAAACAACAAGAAAUGAAGCAAAUGAAUACAAAUCUCGAAAUGGAAAACGUUGUCGAGUCAACACAAAUGACACAAAGAAUUUCUUAUGACGAAGGACCACAAAAGCCUGAUCCACAAGUAAUAAGACAAUCAGUUGAAGAAGAAGUGUUUUUGACAGAACAAGAAACAGAAACAAAAGUAAAUCUUUCCGAUGACGAUAAAAUAAAGAUUUGGGAAGAUUCUGUCAAAAACUUUUCCGAUUUCUUCAAUACAGACACAUUUAAUGUCUGGAUCCAAAGAUUGUCAAACUUAACGACAUCAUCACAGAUCUCUAGAUUCACAAUGCCAUUCACUGAUGUCAUGACAAUCAACCUUCUUUCUGUUUGCAAAGAUCAAAGAUUGUUGCCAAAGAAGAAACAAAACAAACCGUCAGAAAAUGUCAAAAAACGGUUGCAAAAGUCAUGGUCGAAAGAGAUUUUCGACUUCUUAGUUUACCAAUCACAACCUGUUUUCUAUUUGAGUAAGUUCGGACGCUUUGAUUUGACUUUGAUUCAGAGAUGGAGUGAUAUCUAUUUCGAUUGUUUCUCCAAUUUCAAGUUUAAUAUGAAUAACCUUAAACUGGCAACAAAACAAUUCAAUCAAACAUUCUCUGUCAUUGACAAAGAACAAUUCGAUUCUUUGAAGAACUCAAUACAUUCCCUUGGAAGUGUUUCUUUCGACCAACUAAACUCUUAUUACGACAAUACAUUCGAUCUUUGUUUGGCCACAAGAGAAAACAUCAUAAAUCUCUCGGAAAUUAAACAAAAAGAGCUCAAAGACACAGAGAAUUCCAAGCAGAAGAUUAUACUCAAAGAGGAUAUCGAGUUACUCAAAAGAUUACUCGAUGUUUUCAACACGAUUUUGGAGAUUUCAAGUCAAGUUGAAAUUAUCAAAUCUGAUGAAGAAAAUGAAAAGAAUAAAGGUAAAAAAGUGACAAAAUCUAACACUUCACCUUUAUUAUUUAACUCUGUUGAUGGGCCACGAGCAAAACUUCUCAAGAGAUUUGCUUUCUUCAUUCACGCAAUUAACGAACGUGGAAGAUUGAUUGAAGAAAAGAAUUCUAUUGGUGAAAGACAAAACCAUAUAAUUGUUUCUGUGAGAUUGAACGAAUUCUUAGCGAAACUCGACCAAUUAAUGGAGAAAGAAUCAACAUGCACACACAAUGUUGAUACAUCAUCAAUCACACGUAAGAUGUGGCAUUUAGUUUUGCUUCAUUUCGACAACUAUUGUCACAGAAAAAUCCUUGAAAUUGAGAGUUCUCUUCUUCAAUUCAAAGAUGCAGCAAUCACUGCACUUUGCACGAAUUUGGUCGACAUGAACGCUAGAUUACUAAAUGAUGAAGAAAAGUUCAACAAGAACAUGAAACAAACUUUGGAAGAAUACCAGAAAUUCGUUCAAAACUUCGAAUAUUCCGUAGAAUCAAUCACAGGAACUCUUCCAAAUUCGGAUCCUUCCAAACCAAAGAGAAUCGGUUUAACAGCUCCUGAAUGUAAAUUAAUCUCGAAAUUGUUCCUCCAAAAAUGCAUGGAUCAACAAUUUGUUUCCAGAUUGUAUCAGCAAGGAUUCUACAGAAGAUUCAACAUAGAUCAUUACGAAUCGCAAAAGAGAAUUCUUAAUUUGCUUGGCGAAGACAAAUCAUCAUUGAUGAUGUUGUUGAACACUUACAGAGUUUGUGCAUCCAGUAAGAGAUUCACAGAGAACCAGGCUUUCGCUGAUAAAUACUAUUCUUCCAUCUUCAAAGCAUUUGGAAAAAGAGCUGAAUGGUUGAUGACUUCUCAUGAAGAAAUCAGAGAAAUUGAUGGUUACAAACAAUACGUAACUAUCUAUGAAGCUAAUGAUACAUGGAAAGAUUUGCUUUCAAGAGCAAUUACAUCAAAAAUCAUUAGAUUGGAUGAUAUAAUGAAAUUCAUUCCUGAAAAGAUGGAAAUAACAUUCUUAAGUCCAUCAAUCAUUGAUUCAAUCAGAGGUUUCCAAGAUGAGUCUAAACAAACAGAAGACAAAAUCGAAAACCUCAAAGAAAGAAGUCAUCAGCAAAGAGACAUCAAAAGUAUGUUUGGUGAUGAUCAACAUGCAAUUGAUGUCGAAUCUUCCGAAUUGUGUGAAUUUUGUCGACAAUCUCUUUACACUGACAAGUUCAUUGUAUUUCCAUGUCAUCACGCACUCCAUAUUCAUUGUUUCCUUGAAAACAUGGAUUUGUUCUUUGAACCUGUUGAGCAGUUGAACUUAAUCGCUUUGCAGGCAAAUGCUCUGAAGAGAGAAGAUACAAGAGCUAAAUUAAUUGACGCUUUGUCAAAGAGUUGUCCAUUCUGUGGCGAACUCUCUGUUGAAAUUCUAAAUAAGAGUUUCGUUGUAGAAGAUCAAGAACAAAUUGACAAAUGGGCUCUUGUUCCAAUGUAA
Trichomonas vaginalis G3 is the source of this 8256-nucleotide messenger RNA. RefSeq names its product vacuolar protein sorting-associated protein 18-like protein family. Bases 1 to 8256 code for a protein of 2751 amino acids. The transcript has a single exon. NCBI's taxonomy places the organism in Eukaryota, Parabasalia, Trichomonadida, Trichomonadidae. The record is from RefSeq and is a predicted model, not a curated record. Gene Ontology annotation, cellular component: HOPS complex; endosome. Gene Ontology annotation, molecular function: protein-macromolecule adaptor activity. Gene Ontology annotation, biological process: vacuole organization; organelle fusion; endosome organization.